GAUUCAUGCUGUUUUAGUGAUGAUUAUGUGAUGAAUAUAAACAAAUAUACAAUGACCAAGCACUAUAAAAUUUCCAGUUUUGUGUGGAAAAAAAGUCCGUUGGAAGAUGAGGAGGAAAAAGAAGAAGAAGAAGACAUGGGAGGACCCAAAAGGGAAACUUGUAUCGACAUUCCCAGGGUGGAAAAUUAUGCCUUGACCAAUCUUCUAGAAAAGACACCAAUUAUUGAUAAGAAAGUCAAAAGGCACAGCAUCCACGGCAUGAUGGAGGAGGAGAACGUUAUAAGACCGCAUCAAGAAAUUGCGCAACUUACUUUAGACGAAAAAAAGUUCCUUUUAGCUGUAGAAAGGGGCGAUGUUGCAUCAACCAGAAGAAUGCUUCAGCGAGCUGACGACACGAACUACAUCAACAUAAACUGCGUGGAUCCGCUAGGUAGAAGCGCCCUUUUAAUGGCAAUCGACAACGAAAACUUGGAAAUGGUUGAAUUGUUGAUCGAAUACAGAGUGGAAACUAAAGAUGCACUUUUGCACGCUAUUUCUGAAGAGUUUGUUGAAGCUGUGGAAGUUUUACUGGAUCACGAGGAAACUAUACACAAAAAGGGCGAACCACACAGUUGGGAAGCUCUACCUCCGGAUACUGCCACAUUCACUCCCGACAUCACUCCUUUAAUUUUAGCAGCGCACCGAGAUAAUUACGAAAUUAUUAAAAUACUUUUAGAUCGGGGAGCCACUUUACCUAUGCCUCACGAUGUAAGAUGCGGUUGCGACGAAUGCGUCACGUCCAGGAUGGAGGACUCCUUAAGGCAUUCCCGGUCCAGGAUUAACGCUUAUAGAGCUUUAGCUUCGCCAUCUUUAAUUGCUUUGUCUUCUAAGGAUCCGAUUUUGACUGCUUUCGAACUUUCGUGGGAAUUGAGACGUUUGAGUUUCAUGGAGCACGAGUUCCGGGGCGAAUACCAGGAGCUGCGCAAACAAUGUCAGGAUUUCGCGACGGCCCUAUUGGACCACACGCGAAGCUCCUACGAGCUGGAGGUACUUUUGAAUCACGAUCCUACCGGACCGGCUUUCAAUCACGGCGAUCGGAUGCACCUCAAUCGGCUCAAGUUGGCGAUAAAACUUAGACAGAAAAAGUUUGUAGCCCACUCAAACGUCCAGCAACUGUUGGCUUCGAUUUGGUACGAAGGCCUUCCAGGAUUCCGUCGGAAAAAUAUGCUACUCCAAGCUUUCGAAAUUGUCAGAAUAGGCAUUCUAUUUCCGUUUUUCUCCAUAGUUUACAUAAUGGCCCCUCACUCUGUCAUCGGACAAACUAUGAGAAAACCUUUUAUUAAAUUUAUUUGCCAUUCAGCCAGCUAUUUCACGUUUUUAUUCAUGUUAAUUCUGGCUUCGCAACGUCAACUCUUUUUCAACGGCGGCGACGAGGAAAUUAUAAUUCAACGAGGCUCCAAGCCUUCUCUGGUAGAAUGGAUCAUCCUUUCAUACGUAAGUGGUUUAAUCUGGAGCGAAAUCAAACAGCUCUGGGACGUAGGCCUGGAGGAAUAUGUGCGAGAUAUGUGGAAUGUUAUCGAUUUUAUUACGAAUUCGUUAUACGUUGCCACAGUGGCCUUAAGGGUUGUCUCCUAUUACGAGGUGAUGCAAAAUCCCGAAGUCAUAGCGAGAAAGGAUUGGGACGCUUGGGAUCCCAUGUUGAUAUCCGAAGGUUUGUUUUCUGCCGCAAAUAUUUUCAGUUCCCUAAAGCUAGUCUACAUCUUCUCAGUCAACCCACAUUUGGGCCCUCUUCAAGUAUCCCUAUCCAGAAUGGUGAUGGACAUUAUGAAAUUCUUUUUUUUGUACGUCCUGGUGCUUUUUGCGUUCUCUUGCGGCCUAAAUCAGCUCCUUUGGUAUUAUGCCGAUGCGGAAAAGAAAAGGUGCAAAGAUCCGGAUGACGCUUCGUCAGGUUCCAAUUUAGCCGACAGCGAUUCUAAUGCUUGUACUAUUUGGAGACGAUUUUCCAAUUUAUUCGAAACAGUUCAAACAUUGUUCUGGGCAGUAUUCGGCCUAAUCGACCUGGACAGCUUUGACUUAAACGAAAUCAAAAUCUUCACAAGAUUCUGGGGGAUGCUGAUGUUUGGUACUUAUUCGGUGAUCAAUAUCGUGGUACUUCUAAAUUUAUUGAUAGCUAUGAUGAAUCACUCUUAUCAGUUGAUAUCGGAACGUGCUGACACCGAAUGGAAGUUCGCCAGGAGUAAGUUGUGGAUCAGUUAUUUUGAGGAAGGCGGUACCGUGCCGCCCCCGUUUAACAUUAUUCCAACGAUGAAAAGUGGCUGGUAUGUUAUUCAAUGGCUGAAGAGAAAAUUGUGUGGUUCUAGGGCUGCGAAAAAGGAACAUAUGAGAACUAUAAGGAGGAAGGUCAAACAAGCAAGUGAAAGAGAUUUUAGAUAUCAGAGUAUAAUGAGAAACCUUGUCAGAAGAUAUGUAACAGUAGAACAACGAAAAGCCGAAAACCAAGGCGUAACCGAAGACGACGUAAACGAAAUCAAACAAGACAUUUCAGCAUUUCGCUUCGAACUAAUAGAAAUUCUAAAAAAUUCCGGCAUGAACACUAGCACAGCCCAUAGUGGAUUGGGUACAGGAGGCAAAAAGAACCGUCAAAAAGAACGUCGACUGAUGAAAGGCUUUAACAUAGCCCCACAACCUUCGACGGCCUCCUCGGGACUACCUCCUGUAGCUGAAUUUAUAGCUUCGCUGCAAGGCCACCACCACGAAAGCCACCACCACGACUUUUUCGGCUCCACUUUAUCAGGAAUUUUCAAUUCAACUCCACGUAAAUUAACGCAGCACAGCAGCACAGUUUCUUCGAGUCAAGGAAGCAUUAAUGAGGGACACGGACAUCAUCAUCAUAGAGGAUUUGGAAGGUUGCAUAUGAAGCGAAGCCAUUCCCACAAACGCCGCUGGAAUACUUUAAUCGAAGCAGCCAAAAGUGGUAAAGUGUCCAGACUAAUCGGAAGAUCCAGAUCUGAGGACUCAGUUUGCAACAAUUGCAGAGAAAACGGCCACAAUCACAGCCACAGCAACAGCCCUGCUUCCGAUGAAAACAAUUCAAUGAGCGGUUCGGGUUCCAGCAUCGAAAACACGAGCAGAGACCACGAACCCGAACUGCACGGGCUCGCUCACGGGUUGGCCCUCCUGAAGAAAAAACGCAAAAAAUUUUCAGCGUCCCGUAACACCAGCCCUGUUGUAGUACCAAGUGAAAACAUUACAAAGAAAUUUUGCUCUACGAAAAAAAUCCCUCAGGUGCUGAAGCGAGCUUCCAGUGUACCGACGCGGGUUCCCGAAGUUGGCACGGUUUCCAGGCACGAAAAAACCCAAUCGCAACAAGAUUCCAUUGAAGUACCACCGGUAGCUCGACCAGUACUCACUCCAUCAACAACUGAAAGCGUCGUAACGAACAUCCCUAGUCUUCCAGGGGAAAACGGUUCUUCCAGAGAGCCUUUGCUCUACACUUCGUCGUCUAGCAAUCCGGCAACGGGUUCCACUCAGACACCAGAUGAGGAAUUUAGGAGCAAUCAGGCCAUCUUACCGAAACUGCCAGGCAUUAUACCGCUUAGUGGACAUAAUAACGCUGGAUGGCUCUAGCAAAUAUUAGAAUAGUUUUUUUUUCUGAUCGAUAAUACCAUCACCAUCCAUUAUAAUAGGUAUAUGCUUUAUUUAUUAUUGUAGAUAGAAUUUUUAAAUGAUAUAAUAUGAAAGUUUUAACUUAUAUGAUGGUGUGAACGUAGUAGCAAUUGUGGAAACCUGUGAUGUUAUAUGUGAAGGAUAUUUUUUCUUUGGUUUUGUGAAAUGAAGUCUGAAUUUCAGUUGUUUCUCACUCUAUGCUGUAGUUUUGAAGAAGUUGAUGCGAUAAAUUAUUAGUCUUCUACAGAAUGAAACAAAUCUGACUCAUAAUUAAUGGAGUAGUGGAUUUAGAUAAGAUGUAUUUAAUUUCUCUAAAUGCAAUCAAGAGCCAGGAAAAGUUAAAAUUUUCAUUAUUAUCGGCUCUUGAUUCUUAAAAUAAUGCUUUUCUAAACAUUUGUUGGUCCAAAUUCUCGUUGAUAUGAGCUUCACAAUUUUUUUAAAUGCGAACAAGAACCAGGAAUAGUUCAAAUUCAUAUGAUUAUCGCUUCUAAAUUAAUUGGCUGACAUUUCUGAGGUUGAAUGAGGCCCAGGAACAUGUUCCAAUAAGCAUUGAACAAUAAAAAUCAUCAAUAGGAACAGAUAGAUUGAUUAUUACCGACUCUUGAUUUAUUGAAUAAUACUUUCGCAAACAUCCAAUAGUCCAAAUUUUUGAUGAAUAGAACAGAAACAGAAUAUUAUUUCUUUUGGAAUGAGUUUCCCAUUACGUUCACAUCAAUUCCUUAGGAAUUUUACAAAUUGUGGAAUUGUAUAAAAAUGGACCAUAAACCGAAUAGCACAGGGUUAAAUUUGAAUGUAUUUUGCCUCUCAAAUAAAAUGUGUGGUCCCAUAUCCUUUUUCGAAUUACAAAAAAUAGUUAAAUUAGUCAUAGAAAUAAAAUAUUAUUGUAGAAUUAUUUAAUACUGACUACUGACUGGAAUAUAGAUGAUUAAUAUGUAAGUUUCUGUUAUAGUUAACAUCUAGAUUUGAAAAUAUUACUUUUGUUUUCUCAUUUUGCAAACCUAAACUAACAAUAUAAGGACUUAAAUAUAACUCGGUCAGUAAUCAAAUUUAAAAUACAAAUACUUAGGUGUUCAUGUGCUAUAGAGUUAAUUAUAAGAUUUUAAAUGACAUCAUUUUUAGAAAGAAAAAUUGUAAAUAAUUUUAAAAAGAAAUCGAGGCCUUCAAUAACGAAUAUACAUAAAUCUUUUUCGUUUUUCAAAGGCUAUGAAAUCUAGUAUAAUAUCGCAACAACAUAAUGGUGCCUUUGUUAUCGUUUAAUUUAGAAUUUUUACAAGAUAUCCGCCAUGAGUACCCGAAAAUUCUAGUAUUGUCUAUUUAUAAUUGUAACAAAAUAUUAAGUGUCCAUAUAGCCUGAUAAAAGACAAAACGAAUAUCAUAUACUUAUUAUAUUUAAAAGAAAAUUUACGCACAGAAUUCUUAUCUAAUGAGUAAACUUUCAUUAGUUCUUGACUAUGUGGUGGCUUCAAGAAUUGCUAGUAUUUAAAACACAAAAUCAUAAGUUUGCAGGCCUCAGUGGCGGAUACAGUGGGGGGGGGGCAUUGUGCUCUUCAAGAAUAUGGAAUGGAAUAUAGGGCAUCCCAUUUGAAAAAAGCUGGAAGCAUGCAAAAUAUCACAUUUCUGACAUUCAAUAUAUAAAAAAACACCCUGUACAAAUAAGUGGAUUAUUGCGGAACUUAUGGGUGGACCUCUGCGGGACGAGCGCAGCGAGUUCCGCAGCCAUCUACUCACCAAUAUACUGUUAAACUGUUCAAAUAAGGCACCUGAAACGUGUGGUUUUUAAACUAAUGAGAGAAAUUUUCAACUGAGUGAAUCAGGUUGAACAAAAUAUUGGUGAAUAGAUGGCUGGGUCCACCCAUAAGUUCCGCAACAAUCCGCUCGUUUGUACUUAAAUAACUUAUCACAAUAUAUUACUAGUUUGGUAAAGUAACAUUACUUAUUCCUGUUGUGAGGCAAAUUGACAAAAAGUGGAUAAUUUUACAAAUUCUGACUUUAUAUAAUAAGUUAUUGUUCAAGUACAAAUAAGUGGAUUGUUGCGGAACUGAUGGGUGGACCUCUGCGGGACGAGCGCAGCGAGUUCCGCAGCCAUCUAAUCACCAAUAUACUGUUGAACUGUUGAAGUAAGACAUUCACCUGAAACGUGUAAUUUUUAAACUAAUGAGAAAAACGCACAUUUGAGUGAGUAAGUAUCGUAAUUAAACAACAUAUUAUUAAAUAGAUGGCUGCGGAACAGAGCUGGGAUCGUUACUUGAAAAAAAUAACGCGUUACUUUACAGUUACUUCUGCCUAAAAAUAACUCGUUACUUAAAAUUUACAGUUACUUUUGAAUGAUGAUAACGUUAUUUUCGUUACUUAUUGGAAAGUAACGCGUUAUUAUAACUUCUUCACUUUGAAAGUAAUUUCUUUACUUUAGGAGUAGUUCGUUACUUAAAAGUAACUUGUUAUUUGAAAGUAAUCCGUUACCUCAACGCGUUAGUUUGAAAUAAAGCGCUACUUUUGAAUUAAGCGUUACUUUUAAUGUAACGCGUUACUCCAAAAAUAACUAUUUACGUCGAAAAUUGCGUUAUUACUUAAUUUGACUCACCAACACAGCCGUCCAAACAAUCAAAUAAGACCUAUACGAAAUGCCAAUAUGUUUCCAGUUUGUGAGUCCGACUAUGUGGAAGAGUUUUGUUGCAAAAUUAAAAUGAUUAUUUUGAGCUUUCAAAACAAGUUUUCUGUAGGUACUACCCACAUUUUAUUUGACAUACAAAGUUUUUGGAUUACUUAUUUUCCUUUUCCUCAAUCGUUAAUUAUUUGUAAAGAAGAUGAUAAACAAAUUGAGAGAACGCGGGUACUUUCAUAGUAACUAGUAACGCGUUAUUUCCAUAUAAACGCGUUAUUUUCAUAGUAAUGCGCUACUUUCAUAGUAACUCGUUACUUCAACAAAAUAACGAUCUGCAGUUACUUCAGGAAAGUAACGUCGUUACAAUUACUUAUCAAUCAAUCUGAAAAGUAACGAGCUUACCAAGUAACGCGUUACUUUUAGUAACUCGUUAAAGUAAAGUAACUAUUUUUUGUUGCUACUCUCAGCUCUGCUGCGGAACUCGCUGCGCUCGUCCCGCAGAGAUCCACCCAUAAGUUCCGCAACAAUCCACACGUUUAUACUUGAAUAAUUUGUCACAUUAUGUUACUAGUUUGAUAAAGUAACAUUACUAAUUUUUGUUAAAAGGCAAAUUGACAAAAAGUGCAAACAAACAGUUUACCCCAUUCGGUUUCAAGCGUUCGAGUGUAAAAGACAUGGAGUAUGACAGGUGUGAAGUGUUUUAGGAGCUUCGCACUUUGCACCCGAAAGCGGUUCAGGCUGAAAAUCGCCUCAACUGUCUGUAAAUACAAUGUUAAGGUCACAAGAGCCUCUGACACUUUGUAAACUGUCAGAAAGAAUCGCUUAACUUGAACCGAGGCUUGAACCAUUGAGGCUUGAACCUUCUACUGCAUUGAAAGCGGUUAUUAUGUGGUGUUUCCGUAUUUAGUGCCAUAUUGUGACAUUUGUGUUUUUAAUAGUUCAUCAGGAUUCACAAAAGCGCAAUCUGACAAUCUUUCCUCUACACAGUGUGUAAAAAAUCCCGGAACAGUCAAUUAUUUUGAAAAUGGUGCACAAUAUAAAAAAACUUCCUGUAUAAAAGUUGAAGGUCUUAAUAAAAUUUAUUGAAGUAAGACUUCUGUAUUUAUACAGGGUGAUCCAAAAAGUUGUGCUACACAAAAUUUCAUUUUUUUUUUAAUGGAGUGACCCGUAGAGUGCAAAGCCAAAUGAACUCAGCGACUAAAGUUGGUAGAUUUUUAGCGAUGUGUCAUCUGUCAAUUGUCAAACUGAUUAAAACUAGCAUUAUAACCCAAGUAGCACAUAAUAUUGGGUAAACAUCGUUUUUCAGUUGGGCCAAUAUUUAUUCAUUUUUGUUGCUAAAUCAACACAAUACCAAUA
Molecule: messenger RNA, 7603 nt
Organism: Ceutorhynchus assimilis (cabbage seed weevil)
Lineage: Eukaryota; Metazoa; Arthropoda; Insecta; Coleoptera; Curculionidae
Source: the annotation of a GenBank genome assembly